Messenger RNA from Aspergillus saccharolyticus JOP 1030-1, 628 nucleotides. RefSeq lists its product as uncharacterized. The record is from RefSeq and is a predicted model, not a curated record. Lineage: Eukaryota; Fungi; Ascomycota; Eurotiomycetes; Eurotiales; Aspergillaceae. The coding region runs from base 56 to 457 and encodes 133 amino acids. The transcript is spliced from 2 exons.
AGACGAGCGAUUUUCCUGACCUUUAGCUAUCGCUAGUGGCUCAAAGAGCAGUUGAAUGCAUAUUCUGUUCACGGCAUGCAUAAUUAGAGACCUGGAUAGCCAGGACUCAAAGGCAAUCAACCAGUUUUGUCCAUCUUUCUUUGCUAUUUCUCCAUUUGACCAAAAAGAAAAAUUCACCUUACUUCUACCAUACUAUCCAAAUCCUAGCCUCACUUCUCUAACCAAGCGCAUCCAGCUUGUGAUUGGCAUCAUGUGCACGUCCUUGUACGUACAGUACACCUGUGGAUGUAAAAAAGAAAUGGAAUUCGUCCAGUGCACCAAUCGUCAAGGGACCAAUGUGAAAUGCAAGCCGGUGAGGAAGGAAUUGGGAAGGGAAUCUCCAAAUCACUGUCGAGGCCAUCUCGUUAUUCCUGAUGCUCCGAAGAAGUACUUCUCGGAUGAGGAGUUGCAGGAUUGAGCAACCGAAAUAGAGCACAAUCGUCCGCCAAGCUGGAUGAAGGGGUUGGUGCCGGCCAAACGCCCGUCAAGUUGAGGGAAGGCUCUAUCAAGGAUAAGAGGAGUGUUAAGGAUCAACAGUCGGCGAGGCUUACAUGGCAAUCAAGUCAAUUCUAAAGAUGCUCGUGAUAAG